CCUUGGUUUUUCAGUUUUAACUCUUUGUUGUGACUGUAGGAAGCACCUUUUAUAAAAUACAGAAGUGCCUUCAUAUCAUAGGGCUCUGGAUGAGGCAGGUUACGGAAACAAACGCGCACACACACAAACACAGGGAGGAGCGUUUGGUUUCCCUGGCAGCGAGAAGAUGAGGAGGAGCUUUGGUUGGUUGUUACUCUGCCACAUAGUCAAACAACAGAGAACCAUCUGUGACUGCGGUUAGAAGAGGCCCCGUGGCCAUGGCUACAGACCCAUUAGCUGAGGCAGGCUUUUAUUUUGAUGAACUCAACAAGCUGCGAGUGUUGGAGCCUGAUGUCAGCCAGAAGACUUCAGAGCUCAAAGAAGAGUGCAAAGAGUUUGUGGACAAAAUUGGCCAGUUUCAGAAGAUAGUGGGAGGUCUGAUUGAGCUCGUGGAUGAACUGGCAAAAGAAGCAGAGACAGAAAAGAUGAAGGCCAUUGGAGCCAGAAACCUGCUGACGUCUGUAGCAAAGCAAAGAGAGGCCCAGCAGCAGCAGCUUCAGGCUCUCAUAGCAGAGAAGAAGAUGCAGCUUGAAAGAUAUCGUAUAGAGUAUGAAGCUUUGUCCAAAGUGGAGUCAGAGCAGAACGAGUUCAUCGACCAGUUUAUUCUCCAGAAGUAAGAACUCCCGAGACCAAACAGUCUGCGACUUUCCUCAGUGCCUAUCCCAUUUUCAGAGAACUACUCCGCUGCAGCUCCUUUUCCGAAGCAGUCCCAAAACUCUGACGUCACGGACGCCUCCUCCUCUGACGUGCUGUGUGUGAACUGACUGCCUGCUGUUUCCCACUGUGGACAGCAGGUGUGUGCAUUUACAUUGCAGCUUCACGUGCUCACCUCUGCUGGCAUCAAGUGUCUCAACAUGUCACACCAACACUGAAGACGAUGGAGCUAUUUAUACAAAGAGAACCUAUUUAUACUAUUUAUACUUUAGUCUGUAUAUCUAGUUUUAUUACUUUUUGUAUCAAUGGAGAUUAAUACUGCAUGUGCACGUAGCUGUAAAUAAGUUUCAGUUCAAGAAAAAUGAGCAGAUCAGGAUGUUUUUGUUUUAUUCCAUUGGUUGGUGAGGCCAGUACAUACGAAACAUUCUCAUUGUUUUCUUGUAUGUGUAUCCUUGUUAUCCAGCAUUUAUUUGAGAAAAAUGGUUAUACUUGAAUACUGUAUGUUGCACAGAAGUAUCACCUUUUCCUCCAAGCUGUAGAAGAGAUGCGUGAGCAAAGUUUAACAAUGUGCAAUUAAGUAUUGUGUUAAUAAAGAUUACGUGAUAUGCAAA
This is a messenger RNA of Maylandia zebra (zebra mbuna), 1304 nucleotides long. RefSeq names its product intraflagellar transport 20 homolog (Chlamydomonas) (gene ift20). The record is from RefSeq and is a predicted model, not a curated record. Lineage: Eukaryota; Metazoa; Chordata; Actinopteri; Cichliformes; Cichlidae. Gene Ontology annotation, biological process: cilium assembly; protein localization to cilium. Gene Ontology annotation, cellular component: centrosome; neuron projection; intraciliary transport particle.